CUUUCUAACUUGGUAUAUAAACAAUUAAAAAUGAUUGAAAAUUAAGUUGAAGAAAAGGAGAAGGAAACAAAAAGCCUAAAAAGAGGUAAAACAGAGCAAGAAACAAAGAAUGGUGGCGAUAUAAAGUAACCAUGGUUAGUGAAGAACAGAGUCCGGAAAACACGUAAAACUAACCAUGGUCGAGUUAAGUAACUUGAAGAUAGUAGUAAGAGUUUGCGGUGGGACCAUUUGUGUUGGUUGUAUAUAAAGAGGACGAGGAGAGCCACUUGCUGUGAGCAGCUGAAACAAUUUUACAUUUAUGUGAUUGUGAUUGUAUACUUACAAGCUGCACAAUCACUCUUCCUUUGAUCUUAUGAAUCUCUUGUUAAGUUCUUCUUCUUGAUAUAUCAACCCAACCUAACUUUGUCUUUGAUGUGCUUACCUCUCUCAGGCUUAUUUCUGGGAUUUUGUUGUUGCAAUUAGUCUUGUUCAGGACUUUCACUCCUCUUGUAAUAUAUAAAGACAACAUUUGGCCGGCAAAUCCAAUAUCUCAAGUUCAAUUUAGCUUUACAAAACUGAAGAUUUAAAUUUUGAUUCAGAAAAUGGGCCUCUCAAGUCUUCCAGCUCCAUCAGAAGGAAUGCUGUGUGUGAUUUUAGUGAACACUGCUCUAUCAAUCUCUAUCGUCAAAGGCAUAGUCCGAUCUAUCCUCCAAGUUGUCGGUAUCCAUCUUUCCGAAUCAUCGCCUUCAUCCACAUCCUUCGAUUUACCUCAACCCACCAGCGAAUCAUACGACGGACGUGUAAGUCCUCCAGUUAACUACGUUGAAGAGUUUCGGAGCCAGAACCCUGCAAUCAAGUUUGACACAUUGUGCCUCUGUAAACACCCUGAACACGAAUGUUCUGUAUGUUUGACACAGUUUGAGCCGGAAUCGGAGAUCAACAGGCUGUCUUGCGGUCAUCUGUUUCAUAAAGUGUGUUUGGAGAAGUGGCUGGACUAUUGGAAUGUAACAUGCCCUCUCUGCAGGACACCAUUGAUUCCUGAGCUUGAAGAGGAUGCCUCUUGCUUCUGGUAAAGUGUUUUGAGUAGUCAGUCGUGUCGAGUCUGAGGAAACUUCAUGUACAGCGUGUAGUGUACAGGUAACGGCUGGGGUGUAGUGUGAUGCAUGUUUUAUGUGCGAAUUGAAGCUUGAGACUUUGAUGGGUCAAUGAGAAACCAAAUUUUAGUGUAUAUAUUGUGAGGUUUCUGAUGUUUUAUGGCAUAUAUCUUUGCUUUGA
This is a messenger RNA of Mangifera indica (mango), 1254 nucleotides long. Its product is annotated as probable E3 ubiquitin-protein ligase XERICO. The transcript is spliced from 3 exons. The record is from RefSeq and is a predicted model, not a curated record. Bases 582 to 1052 code for a protein of 156 amino acids. Lineage: Eukaryota; Viridiplantae; Streptophyta; Magnoliopsida; Sapindales; Anacardiaceae.